Molecule: messenger RNA, 6371 nt
Organism: Phalacrocorax carbo (great cormorant)
Lineage: Eukaryota; Metazoa; Chordata; Aves; Suliformes; Phalacrocoracidae
Source: RefSeq, a predicted model, not a curated record
GCGGCGGGGAGGAGGCAGCUGCCCCAGGGCCGGGGCCGGGCGGGUCCCGGGGAGCACAGGGGGGGUCGGAGAGGGCGAGCCCUGGCGCCGGGUCCCGAGGCACGGAGCGGUCCGGGCCCCCGCGGCGGGGUCCCCAGGGCCGGGCCCCGCGGCCGGUCUCCAGGGGAGGUCCCCAGGGCCGGCUGCCCGGGGCCGGUCCCGGGCGGGGACCCGGCGCUGCAUUCUCAGAGUCUCCAGCAGAGGCUGGGCUGGGCUGGGCUGGCGGGGAAGGAGGGAAGGAAGGGAGCGAAGGAAGCGAGGGGGAGGAAGGCGGCUCUCGCCGCACAUGCAUCCCCAGCCACACACCCCGCCGCCCGCGCCCCGCCUCGCGUCGUGCCCGCCCGGUGCCAGCAGCCGGCUCCGCUCUCCGCCGCACCGCCCGCCCCGCCGAGCCCGCCAUCCGCUCCGCGCCGGGGCUCCGAGCCUGCCGUCCGCGCCUUGCUCGGCUGAGCCGGGUCGCCGCUCCGCGCCGCGCCGCGCAGGAUGCCGCGGGAGGCCGAGCGCCCCGCGGGGGGCGGCCGCCGCCCCAGACUCCUGGGGAUGCUGCCGGCUGCCCUGCACCUCCCUGUGUGAGCCAGCAGAGGAUGGAAGUGACUGGCAUCAGCUGGGCAAAGGACCCUUCGCCAGGUGCUGGGAUGUCACCCUCCUGAAGAUGGGAGUUACAAAUGGGCUUGUGAACUGCAUGUGCGGCACAGGCACCUGCGCUGCCAGACCCCUCGUGCAGUAGUCUGGGGCCACCGCAGGACAGGCAGACAUUGGCCACAGCAGCUCAUCCUGUUAACUCCUCCAUGGAACCGUACAUGGCAAAGCUUCCCUUCGCUUCCCGUGAAUGACGGUCGCAGGCGCCUGUGCCCCGCACACCACCGCGGAGCUCCCUGCCCGCUGGCGGGGUGGGCAGCAGGCUGUGCGUGACCCCGCUCCCCAGCGAGACCAGCGGCAGCCGAGCACGGAGCCGGGCAGCUCUGUCCCCGGGGACAAAUGCCAGCUGCCAGACUCUUCUCUGGAGACCCAGGAGCAGCCUGUGAGGCACCAGCACUAACUGCUCCCAUGCUAGCAGCGGGCGGUCUGGGACGCCUGUUGUCACAGAUGUGACUCCAGCCUGCUGGGAUGGGAGUGCUCCAGCUGCAGGACACGGCAUGCAGCAGGGGUGGGAGCGCUCUGCAUUGACCAGUGAGCCCCAUGCUGCUAGUGUGGACUUUCUUCCUCCUCUUCCCUAAAGAAUACUAGUUGCCUGUCCAAAAGCUACGGCUCAUGCAGCCUCCUAAAGUGCAAUGGCGAAGGGUCUGCAGGGCUUCUCGUGGACCAUGCUGCUGCUGUUCUGCGCCAUCCAGGAUCUGGGGGCCUGGGCUAUGCACACUGCGGUGGAGGGCCCUGGCCUAGGGCAGCCGGGGGACCCCACGCUGCUGGCCGGCGGGCGAGUGAAGCGUGGCUGGGUCUGGAAUCAAUUUUUUGUGGUGGAGGAGUACACAGGCACAGAGCCGCUGUAUGUGGGGAAGAUCCACUCGGACUCGGAUGAGGGGGACGGCUCCAUCAAGUACACUAUCUCCGGGGAGGGCGCAGGGACUAUCUUCCUCAUCGAUGAGAUCACAGGUGACAUCCAUGCCACUGAGCGCCUGGACCGGGAGCAGAAAACCUUCUACACACUGCGGGCUCAGGCCCGCGAUCGGCAGACGGACCAGCUGCUGGAGCCUGAGUCAGAGUUCAUCAUCAAGGUGCAGGACAUCAACGACAGCGAGCCACGCUUCCUGGAGGGGCCCUACAUCGGCAGUGUGGCUGAGCUGUCCCCCAUCGGCACCUCUGUGAUGCAGGUGAUGGCAUCUGAUGCUGAUGACCCCACAUACGGGAGCAGUGCCCGGGUAGUCUACAGUGUACUGGAGGGCGAGCAGCACUUUACUGUGGACAGUAAAACAGGUGUGAUCCGGACAGCCGUGGCUGACCUGGACCGUGAGACGCAGGACCGCUAUGAGGUGGUGAUCCGCGCAACAGACAUGGCAGGGCAGCUGGGUGGCCUGUCUGGAUCCACCACAGUCACCAUCGUAAUCACCGAUGUCAAUGACAACCCGCCACGUUUCCCUCAGAAGAUGUAUCAGUUCAGCAUUAUGGAAACUGCUCCUGUGGGCACUGCCAUCGGUAGGGUGAAGGCAGAGGACUCUGACGUCGGGGAGAACACGGACAUGACAUAUCAGGUGAAGGAUGAGGAAGGGGUGGAGAUGUUCAAAGUCACCACGGACAGCAAUACCCAAGAGGCUGUAAUCACAGUACAGAAGCCUCUCGACUACGAGUCAAAAAAAGUGCACACUGUUGUGGUGGAAGCCCUCAACAAAUUCGUGGACCCGCGUUUCGUGGACCUGGGCACCUUCCGGGACCAGACCAUUGUGCGGGUCUCUGUGUUGGACGUUGAUGAGCCCCCCGAGUUCCGGCCCCCCUCCAACCUGAUGGAGGUCCAGGAGGACGUGCACGUUGGCUCUGUCGUGGGGGUGGUCACCGCCCUUGACCCAGACACAGCGAACCAUCCUGUCCGGUACGCCAUCGACCGCAGCACAGAUGCAGAGAGGAUCUUUGACAUUGAUGCCAACACAGGUGCCAUUGUGACAGGAAAGAUCCUGGACCGGGAGACAGCAGGGUGGCACAACAUCACUGUCCUGGCGAUGGAAGCAGAUAAUCACUCACAGGUAUCGAGAGCCUCUCUCCGUAUCCGUAUCCUGGAUGUGAAUGACAAUCCACCCGAGCUCGCCACCCCCUAUGAAGCAGCUGUGUGUGAAGAUGCCAAGCCUGGCCAGCUGAUCCAGACAAUAAGCGUUGUGGACCGUGAUGAGCCUCAGAGCGGCCACCGUUUCUACUUCACACUGGCACCUGAAGCCACCAACAACCACCAUUUUUCUCUGCUGGAUAUUAAGGACAACACGGCUGCGGUGCACACACAACGAAUGGGCUUCAAUCGCCAGGAGCAGGAUGUGUACUUGCUCCCUAUUUUGGUGGUGGACAGCGGCCCCCCGGCCCUCAGCAGCACAGGGACUCUGACCAUCCGCAUCUGUGGCUGUGACAGCAACGGAGCCAUCCAGUCCUGCAACAGCACCGCCUAUGUCGUAUCAGCGACGCUGAGCCCCGGUGCUCUCAUCGCACUGCUGGUGUGCGUCCUCAUUCUGGUCGUGCUGGUCCUUCUGAUCCUCACGCUGAAGAGACAUCACAAAAGCCACCUGACAUCUGAGGAUGACGAGGACAUGAGGGACAAUGUCAUCAAAUACAACGAUGAAGGGGGUGGCGAGCAGGACACAGAGGCCUAUGACAUGUCAGCCCUGCGCAGCCUCUAUGACUUCAGUGAGAUCAAAGGCAGCGAUGGAGGCGGGGGGCUGGGAGAUGGGGGCCUCAGCGGAAACCCAGCCUCUGAGCUCCAUGCCCUCCCACAGUGGGUGCAGAGCCCGGACCUGGACUUCUCCGUGUUCAGAGACUAUAUCUGCAAGAAGGUGGAGCAGGCGGAUGAGGACCCCUCCGUGCCGCCCUACGACUCGUUCCAGACCUAUGCCUUCGAGGGCUUGGACUCCCCCGUGCCCUCCCUGAGCUCCAUCAACACCUGGUCCAGCGGCUCAGAGCAGGACUUCUCCUACCUGGGGGGCUGGGGGCCACGCUUCCGGCAGCUGGCAGCACUCUAUGCUGGGCGCAGGGGCGAGGAGGACAGCGAGGAGUCCUAGCUGUCCCGCCAACCCCUCACGAGGCUCCUGACGCCUCCUGGACCAGGGCUCCAUGCCAUGAGGUGCUACACAGGGAGAGUGUGCGCCUCUGGCCAGGCUCUGUGGCUGCCAGAGAGGGGGGCUGUGCCAUGGGGCCAGGGAGCACUGGGCUACAUCCUCCUCGGCAGCUGCCUCCUGUUCGGGGCACCUCUGCCCCCGCAUGGUGAGGCUGGAGUGCCCAAAGGAGCCGCUGUGGCCAUCAUCAUCUCCUUAAUAGCAGUCUCCAUUAAAGCACUACGCAUUAAUUUAAGAAAGAGAAAAUCUAAUUCAAGAGAGUUUGGAGGGGGUUUCUCCCCCACAAAUUAUCAUUUAAAUAGAUCUGUUCAGUGAGCCCAGUUCAGGAAAGGAAGAGCAAACCGGGAGCCUUUUGUUGUCUAAAUUGUUUUUGUCACUUGAGUCAGAGCAUUUGAAGUGCUUUGAUUUCUUUAAGAGCUUUCCUUGCAGAGGGAAACAAGCUUUUACCUUCUGUUCAGCUUUUUCCCCCUUUAGGUUAGCUCGCUUUUUGGAGUCCUCCUCUCUGCGCGUGGGCUCCUCAGCAGCACCCAGCUGCUGGCAUGGUGGAGCGUGCCACACUGGGGAUGUGCAUGCUGGAUGCAGGCUCCAAAGUCACGUCCUGCACGGAGCAACCGCUGCACUAGAGUUCACUUCAAAAUACACUUUGCCUCUAAGCUGCAAUUGCUUCGCCUCUUAGUUCUUAGAUCUUUCUUGUGGUUAUCAAAGAUGCUUGUGAUUUGAAGGAGCUUUCCCUCCCUGCACAGCAUGCAUCGUCUGCAAGGUCUUGGCGUGCCCCAUGGCCCCGGUGAUGGACAGGGACAUCCCACCCGCUGCCGAGGCAUGGUGCUGUGGCCACAGAGCAGCCAUGGUGAUGGAAAGCACCAUUGGAGUGGCACAGAGUGGCACUCCCCGGGUUGGCUCUGCCAGCCCCUUAGAGCAGGACAGGCCCUGGUCCGCAGGGCUCUCCGCCAAGCAUUAGCUUUCUACCAAAUGGCAUUGGCUGCGCAGGGCAGAAGGGAGGACACCAACCCACCCAGUGGUGGGGGAGAGCUGUGUCCUGGCUAGAGGACCAUGUAGUAGGGUGCGGGAGAACCCUAGCCCCCUGGUUUGGAGGGAUAAUUCCUGCUUACCCUGAGCUGACAGCAAAGCAUCACCAUUGGUGAUAGAAAAGCCAUCCCCAGGACACGUGCAUGAGGCCAGACCCUGCUGGCGCUGCUGCACAGCCAAGCUGGUUGCUGCAGGCUGGCAGCGGGCCUGUGACACCUCAGGGUACCCAGGGUGUCCCUACCCUGGCACAGUGCCCCACAAGAGACCUGCAUGAGCUCCCACAGCAGGGCCACCUUUGCAUGAAAUCUCUGGUUUCAAGAGGCACGUCAGGAGGCGGCCAGCAGGAUGUGCCAUUGCUCUUGGGGCUGCAGAUGAUAUUGGAGGAAAGUCCUCAGUGCCCUGCACCUUUCCAGCCUGCUGACUUCCCCCGGGGUAAAUUGAACAGUGCAUUGAGCGACACCCAUGGGCAGCUUCUCAGGCCGUCCUGGCUAGUGCAGCUCCUUCUCUGUUCACAUUGGAAAAAAAGUCAAUUAUAUUAUUGAUAGGUAACUGAUAAGGUCUCUCAAGGCCUGACAUCUUGGGCUUGUCAUUGGGUUUGUCCUUUUAGUUUAGCCAUGGUGUUUUCUAUCCUUGGAGAAGGUUUAAAUGUAAAUGUACAUGCGUGUUCAUUUUUUACUGUGUUUUGCUUCCCGGCUGCUGGUGUUGGUCCUUUAGCUGCAGCAUGAGACCUGACAGCGGGGAAGGGCAGGAUGCAUCUUUGCCACAGCUCUUGCCCUCGGUAGCUCCUGCCCUUGGCUGCUUCUGCCUGCUGCAACCACAUCCACCCAUGUGGGAGCUGCAGCUUGGCUUUUGCGCUGGGACCGGGAGCUGCUUGUUUCUCAGGGUCUCUCUGGUCCCCGUCGAAGGAGGCCGUGGGCACCUGCUGCUGGCGCCUGCGCCCCGGUGUGCUGCUGGUUCACUGUGAUGAUGCUGGGGAGGCAGCGGAGCCAAGGGGCUGCUUCGCACUGGCCCUCGAGUGCCAACUCUGGCCAUGCCGCCUCAGGCAGGUGAUGCCUCAAACCUUGGAGCUGGAGAAUGGAGCGAGCCCUCUCUUUCCUCAGGAAUGUGUUCAUGUUUUCCCUUUGGGCUGAAGAGCUGUGCCCGAGCCCCUCCGGAGCUAGCCCUUCCUCUAGCAAAAGUGUUGUGCAAUAGCAGGGCUCUGUCCGUAGGAGAUGGGGUCUGACAGGGUACGUGUUAGCAACCCUCCCACCGGGUUAUUCCCCAUCCCCAACCAGCCAGUCCUCCCCUAUGCGCAUGCACGCACGCUUGCGUUUUUAUUUCUAUCCCACAUGUAAAUACGGGAGGAGCGCAGUGCCGAGCGAGCUGGCUGCUCCGCGCAGCACUGCCCCGCACUGCCUGCCCACCUGCACCUGGUGGGAGGAGCUGGCAGCUGCCACAACGUCUGAUGGAUUCACUUUGGUUUUUUUCUCUACCCAAAUGAAAUAAGGAGGUUGAUUUCCUCACCCUUGUUAUUUUUUCAAGGUCUUUCUAGGACCUGGAAAUAAAUUAUUUCCUUGUCGUCUA